Mycena indigotica is the source of this 2727-nucleotide messenger RNA. Its product is annotated as Importin subunit alpha. The record is from RefSeq and is a predicted model, not a curated record. Gene Ontology annotation, biological process: NLS-bearing protein import into nucleus. Bases 1 to 2727 code for a protein of 908 amino acids. The transcript is spliced from 12 exons. Lineage: Eukaryota; Fungi; Basidiomycota; Agaricomycetes; Agaricales; Mycenaceae. Gene Ontology annotation, cellular component: nucleus; nucleoplasm. Gene Ontology annotation, molecular function: NAD binding; protein binding; oxidoreductase activity, acting on the CH-OH group of donors, NAD or NADP as acceptor.
AUGGCUCGUCUCAUGUCUGCUUUCCGCAUUGCCAUCUUGGACGAUUACCAGUCCGUCAGCUUACGCUCUGCAAAUUGGAGUUCUAUCGCCCCGAGGGUCUCUGCUAUUGAUGUUUAUAGCGACACUGUGUCUGAAGAAGACUUGUUGGUGAAGCGUCUGGCUGAUUAUGAUAUCAUCUGUGCGAUGCGAGAACGCACCAAAUUUCCUAAAUCGCUGCUCGACCGACUCCCCCGUCUUCGUCUUAUUGCCACGACGGGAAUGAGAAACUUGGCUAUCGACGUGGAAUAUGCAAAAACAAAAGGUAUCCUCGUCUCUGGAACUGGCCAUGCUGGCGCAUCUACAUUGGAGCAUAUAUGGGCUAUCAUUCUCGCUACAGUUCGACACAUCGUCCACGAGGAUGCAAAUAUCCGAGCCAAGAACCCCCAAUGGCAGACAGCAGUCCCCAGCGCCCUCCAAGACCAAACAUUGGGUUUGGUUGGUGUUGGCCAUCUAGGCUCUCGGACUGCAGCUGUUGUUUUCCAUAUCGCGAAAGCUUUCAAUAUGCGGGUGGUCGGUUGGUCCCCCAAUUUUACCCCAGAACGUGCGGCAGAAGCUGGCGUUGAAUACGCAGCCACCAAAGCUGAUUUACUUCGCCAAAGCGACAUCGUUUCUCUCCACCUCGUUCUUUCGGAACGGACCCGCCAUAUCAUCACGGCUGAAGAUCUCGCAUUCAUGAAGCCCAGCGCUUUCCUCGUUAAUACAUCACGAGGUCCUUUGGUUGACGAAGUUGCUCUCGUUGAGGUACUAAAGAGCAAGAAAAUCGCAGGAGCUGGUUUGGAUGUGUACGACAUUGAGCCCCUUCCACUUGACCACCCUCUUCGAGAUUUAGACAAUGUGACAUUGAGUCCUCACAACGGUUAUGUCAAUUCCAGCAACUACAAGGCAAACACAUCAGCAUUCUGGGAACAAACGGUGGAGAAUAUUGAAGCGUUCUUGGAUGGAAAACCUAUGAGAUUGGGUGUAAAUGGGGUUUUCGCGUCGUCCUUUCUAUUCUCUCGCCUUCCACCAUCCACAGCCAAAUAUGGACACCGAAUCGCGCACGAUGAAAGCCCGGAGGGACGCCAGAUAGCCUACAAAAACAAGGGCGCCUUCAAAGACGAAGAUCGUAGAAAUCGGCGCAAUGAACAACAAGUCGAAAUCAGACGGCAGAAACGCGACGAGAAUAUUAGCAAGCGAAGGAACUUUUUGCCCUCAGCCGAGGGUGACUCGGAUGAUGAGGCUGCUGGAAGUGCAGUUGAUAUCCCACUUGCGCCGGAUAUGGUGGAAGGCGUCUUCUCGGACGAUCCAGAUCGCCAGUUGGACGCUACAGCACGCUUCCGCAAACUCCUGUCGAAAGAAAAGAACCCGCCAAUUGAGCGUGUUAUUGAAUGUGGGGUCGUGCCUCGAUUUGUAGAGUUCCUCCAGAAAGGCCAUUCUAUGCUUCAGUUUGAAGCUGCUUGGGCACUGACCAAUAUCGCGUCUGGCACUGCAGAACACACCCAGGUCGUUAUUCGCGCCGGUGCAGUUCCCGAGUUCAUCAACCUUCUCUCUUCUCCAACACUCGAUGUUCGAGAGCAGGCUGUCUGGGCCCUUGGAAACAUCGCGGGUGACAGCCCUCAAUGUCGGGACUACGUUCUUCAACAAGGGGCAUUGCGACCAUUGCUCACAUUGUUGAGCGAGCAACACAAACUCAGCCUUCUGAGGAACGCGACAUGGACUUUGAGUAACUUCUGUCGAGGACGCAACCCUCAACCUCAAUGGGAUCUGAUUUCCCCUGCGCUCACUGUCCUCACUAAGCUCAUCUACUCGUUGGACGAUGAAAUUCUCAUUGACGCCUGCUGGGCCAUCUCAUACCUGUCCGAUGGCACCAACGACAAAAUCCAAGCAGUCAUUGAAUCAGGUGUUUGCCGUCGUUUGGUCGACCUGUUGAUGCAUGCCUCCACUUCAGUCCAAACUCCUGCUCUUCGCUCUGUUGGGAACAUCGUCACCGGUGAUGAUCUCCAGACCCAAGUUUUGAUCGCGUCAGGUGUUCUUCCGGCCCUUCUCUCGCUGCUUUCGUCGCCCAAGGAAGGAAUUCGCAAGGAAGCCUGCUGGACAAUCUCUAAUGUCACUGCCGGUUCGCCGCAUCAAAUCCAGGCUGUCAUCGACGCCAACCUGAUCCCUCCCCUGAUCAACAUUCUCCAAAACGCAGACUUCAAGACGAAGAAGGAGGCUUGUUGGGCCAUUUCCAACGCGACGUCCGGUGCUCUACAAGAGCCUAGCCAAAUACGCUACCUCGUCUCGCAGGGCUGCAUCAAGCCGUUGUGCGAUCUGCUGACGAUGAUGGACAACAAAGUUAUCCAGGUCGCGUUGGAUGGUCUCGAUAAUAUUCUCAAGAUCGGAGAGGCCGACAAGACUGCGGCUGGGCCAGGUGGCGUUAAUCAAUACGCCCACUAUAUUGAAGAGGCUGGCGGCAUGAUCACGAUCCACAACCUCCAACAACACGAGAAUCUGGACAUCUACAAGAAAGCCUUCAACAUCAUGGACAAGUACUUCCCUGACGAAGAAGACAUUGAUGCUGCCAUCAAUGCUCCGACUGUGGAUUCCACUGGCUCAUUCGCAGUAAGUAGUAUAUCGUUCGCGCCAUCCAAACUAGAUGGUAAUUUCGCGUCAUUCUUGUGUUGCAGUCUUAUAAUGUCUGUCCAGCGUACAAGAGCAAGGGUACCUUGA